Molecule: messenger RNA, 8921 nt
Organism: Epinephelus moara (kelp grouper)
Lineage: Eukaryota; Metazoa; Chordata; Actinopteri; Perciformes; Serranidae
Product: WD repeat-containing protein 49
Exons: 19
Coding region: 365-3271 (968 amino acids)
Molecular function (GO): protein binding
Source: RefSeq, a predicted model, not a curated record
UGGACACACUCAUCUCUCCACACUCUCCUCACCAGCGAUGUGUUGAUUUACCCCCUCUCUGAGCAAUCAAACUCUUGUGACGGAUGACUUAUUGAUCCGUGGACGUGGACAUUCCUUCCUUGUUUGGAGACGAGAAGCUUUGUUUGAGGACAUCAGGUUUGCCUGAAAGGCAAGAGGAAGGGAUGGCAACAAAGGCCCUGGAUGUUUAGACUCAGAGCAUGGUGACGAUCUCAGACUGGCCUCAACACUUGUAGGUGCUGCAUCUUUGGACUGGAUGUAAAAUUCAACGGGCAAAGAUGGAGCAGUGUUUGGUGAUUGGAAGAAUUUAAAGAGGGUUGAACCCAGUGAGGCUCCGGUUAUCAGUAUGAAUAUCUUAAGAAACAGAAAAAAUCCAUGGGUGCUCUAUGAGACAGAAGUGCCAUACAGCAGGUUUUGUGAUCCAGCCUGUGGAGUAAGUCCUGCAGAAAAAUUGAGCCCUGAGCACCUGCAGCACCUAAGAAAUGCAUUUACCCAUCCAAAAGCUGGAGCACAGACACAUGAAAACAGGCCGAAAGGAAGGAGUAGAAGGAACAGAGGAGGAAAUGAAGAGCAUGGAAUGAAAUUCGAAGAGUUCCGGGAUGUUUUGAGGUCUGUGGUCGGUCCAGAUGUUGAGGACACAUGGGUUGAAAGGUUCUUCGGUGAGGUAGAUAUUCGCUGUACCGGGGAGGUGAAUUGGCAGCAGCUUUGUUCCUACCUGCUUUUGGAGUACACUGAGAGAGAAAGAGCCUCCAUCCCCAGAGCUGCUCUCCUGGACUCCCAGCCACUGAUGAGACACUGCUCUUAUAACAAGCGGGAGCCAACAGCGCGUGUGGUUGCUGUUUCCCACCCUCCUCCGCUCCGCUAUGUCAGUGUCAGUAAGGGAGGCCAGAUCACUGUCUGGAGCAGCAGCCUACACAUCCUCAAAACCCUAGGGCUUGCUGGAGAUCCAACAGAGGAAGUGGCCAACACCAGGAGAUUCAGAGGCUGGACCACUGAUGCUGUCUCUAUGGGCAAUGUCCACAAGGUUGCCAUAGCAACCGACUGCAGGGACUUGCAUUUUGUCAAUGUCUCCAUGGGCAGUUUGUUUGAAGAUGUCCACUUGUUUGGGUUUCGUAGUCUCCCGACUGCUCUUUGUUACUGGUAUGAUGUUCAGUGUCCAAAGCGACCUUCACUGCUGCUACUGGGGGAUGAAAGAGGAGGUGUACAUCUCAUGUGGUUCCUGAACCCAUCUAAAGGUCUUUUCAAAAAUCCAUCCAAGACAGAGAAGGGCCCGCAGAGGAUCUUUUUUCCAGACCUCGGUAAACACAGCGACAUGGUCUCCUACCGUCACAUCCCCAACAUCCACCAGGAGCCAAUCAACAGAGUGAUGUUUGAGCCUGACGCCAAUGUAGUCAUGACAUCAUCAGAAAGUGACACCACCUCUGUGGUCUUUAUGAAUGUGUCACUGAAGCAGGAGCCUUAUAUUUGGAAACUUAAGCAGGGAGCUAAAUGUUUCGACUACAAUGCGUCUCUGCAGUUGCUAGUCACAGGAGGUUGUGACCGAACAGUCAGACUAUGGACUCGAUUUGUGACCACACGUCCCGUAGCUACGCUGCUGGGUCACCGCACCACUGUGUUGGAUGUUGCAAUCUACCAACCUGUUGGGCAGAUCUUCAGCUACUCCAGAGAUGCUGAGCUGAGGGUUUGGGACAUUUCCAGUCAUCACUGUUUGAAAGCCGUCUCCCUGCAGUUCCCCUGCCAGCAGCCAGGUCGAAUCCCAGAACACGGCAACUUCCCCUUCCUGUUGCUGAGCCCUCCUCUUCCUGAGCAUACACAGUCUCAUCUGGUGGUGGGAUGCAAAGAUUACCUGGCCCUGCUCAACCUGGCUGAGACAAGAAGAGGAGGGGGCGGAUGGCUGACAGAUGAAGAGAGGGAACCGGGACCAAAAAUUCAAAGUGGUCCUGCCCUCUCCUGCGCUUUGUACAACCCCGCUCUGAGACAGGUAGUGACUGGACAUGUCGAUUCAUCUAUGUCUCUGUGGGAUGUGGAGACAGGAAGGAGGCGACUUCAGAUCUUAAACACUCAUGGAGAGGAUGCCGUCACCUGCAUGGCACUAGACUCCUCCCACAAAAGACUGAUUACUGGGGCUCGCAAUGGCACUGUUAAGGUGUGGAACUUACUAAAUGGCCUUAAUUUGCACAAACUGGAGCCUGUCACCAAUUCUGAGGUCACCGGGUUGACCUGUCUCCAUGACAACAAGGUGCUGGCUGUGGGGUGGAGCCAGCGAAUCGCUCAGUAUGACAUUGCAACUGCCAAGGAUUUGUAUGUAAGAGCUGACAUGUCAUGGAAGUCCAGCGGUGUCCACAAAUCAGACAUCUUGGCCGUGUGUCAGUGCUCUGCUCUGGGCGUUGUUGCCACUGCGAGCCAUGAUGGAGAGGUCAUUAUCUGGAGGCUUGAGACGCAAGGACCAGUGCUUCACUUACAGAGACGGACACAGAAUGGAACCUUGCCCCCUGUGGACAGCCUCUUGUUCCUUCAGCAUCGGGCCAGCAACAGGAAGUUGAGGAACAGAGGUGUCCUGGUGUCAUCGCAGGCUGGCUGUGUUUGCUUUUGGAGCAUCACUGGACAGACACACGCUUACGGCCAGUUCUAUGCUCCACAGCAGCCAGGUGAGCGUGUGCUGUGCCUGAGCUCAGAUCAGACUACAAAUACCAUCCUGGUCUCCGGAGACACAGCGGGCUGGCUUCAGAUCUGGGACAUCUAUCACUAUGCACUGGACAUCCAACGCGAGCCAGCUUGUGAUCGUCCUCCUCUGCUGCAGUGUUGGAAGGCUCAUGAGAGAGCAUUAGUAAGUGUGGAAGUCCUUGAGGUGGCUGACAGAUUGUUCAUCCUCACAGCCUCGGCUGACGGCUCCGCUGGACUGUGGACAAAGGACAGUGGACACGUGGGUUCUUUUGGGCAGGAAGUGAUGUGGAAUAUCAGUGACCCAGCUACUUACCAGAGGAAGACACAGAAGAAACUGACAGAAGCAACAGAAGACACAGAGGAGAGGACUGAGAGUGACGAAACAGUGCUCAGCGAGGUCAAAAGUCGAGAGCCUGACCCCACCAACAGGGGUCAAACUUCACAGCAGGAAUGCUGUUCUGAAGCUUCGUCCAGCAGCCCAGCAGAGAAUGACCACAAGCAACCUCAGCAACCCAUGUAUCUGUGUGAGGCUUUGUGUCAAGAGAGGACACAUCUGUGUGAUGACAUCCGCCACAGCAAUCACUGUUGAUUGGCUGUUUUCGCCCCAUCAGGCGCUGGUCCUGCAGGAGAUGCUUCCACUGAGGAUUUACCCACAAUCCCUGGGGUGUGGUAUCAGAGUUUGACUGGCAGCGAAAGGCUCAGCUCACAGCAACUGGAAGGAAAAGUGAGAUUCCUACCUGUCCAGUCAGAUAUAAACGAAGAUGCAGACAUGAAUGCUGUUUUUCUGCCUUCCUUGUUUUUUUUAUAAAGUCGUCUUGAAACUCUAAAUCGAAUAUGUCUUUUUUAAUAUGUCAUAUGAAUACUGUGCUGGCACAUAUCCCUCUUCAAAACAGCCUGCGAUACUGACUGCACCACAUAGCGUUUGGCUUUUUUGUCUUAUUCUUUUUCAUCUAUUCCAAACCCUGCUCGCUUCCUGAUGUUUGGUCCAACUCUUACUUGAAAGGAGUAGUUUUGACAUUUUGGGAAAGACCUGCACUCAUACGCUGAGAGUUAGGUAAGAAAAUAGAAACCACUCUCUACUCAAAAUAUGAGAUACAGCCAGGUGACGGUUAGCUUAGAAUAGCAUAAAGACUGGAAACAGGGAAACAGCUAGUCCGGUUAUAUUCAAAGGAGAAAAAAAAUGGGGGGUUAUGUGCGAGACUGUUUCUUGCCCGAGGACGUGACCUCCCAUAAGAUCACAACUUGUCGUGUUUCCCCCUAACUACAGUUACGCUAAGUUUACUGUAACUAAUUGGCUGUACCUGUUAGCUUCAUACGUUUUUCAUACACGUGCUAGCUCGGUUUGACUUGGUGUGACUCACUGCGUCAGCCUGGUGGGGCAGGAACUUGCAUCUCCAGAAAACAGGGCUACUCACUCAACGCAUACUCAUACAAUGGUUCGUAUUAUAUAGCAACAUAAAGUUACAAACUUAACGUAAAGUUACUGAGGUUAAGUUUAGGAAAAGAAACAUGGUUGGGCAUCUUUAGGAAACAUGGUAAGGUAAACAUAGCAAGUAAAGUUACUGUGGUUAGAUUUAGGAAGAAAAAAUGGUGACAACUUACCUUAAAAUGACUCAAAGUUCAUUCAAAGUUCAUAAAGUUCUGAACACCAGUCAUGACCCGUCCUACUCUCACUCUGAUUGGCUAGUACUCGUCACCUUCGUUCCUUGGGAUGGCUAGGUUUAGGCAAGAGGAGUGGGAUUGGUAAGAGUUAGGGUAAGAACUCACCCUGGGAAAAGUCCUUGGGGAAAGUCCUGUGUUUUGUGACCCAUCCACUCCUCUAGUGUGUGUCCCUAUUGGACUACUUCCUACUUAACUCUUGUCAUCACAUUGGUCACAUGAUUGCAGACUUUCCAAAUACAAGGGUUGCACACACAUAACUGGCUCAUGAUUGUGUGGGAAGUGUAAGAGUUUUGGUGCAUUAAUUUUUCAUAGGAAAACGUACAAUCAGUGCAUGAGAACAGCCUGACCCACUUUAAGGUUUGUCUUUAACUGAUGGCGGGCUUGUACUUGUGAACCCACAGAACAUUUUUCUGUCCGCCCUGCUGGUGUUAUUGUGGUCAACAACUUUCUUGUACUGUUGGAGGAGUUUUUAAUUUUCUCUUGGCACCGCACGAAUGCAUGCCGAAUGCCCAUCUGCUGCCUGCAUGGUCCUCUUGCUCUAAACAGUAAGCAGGGCUUGUGUUUCAUCCACAGACCAAGUGCUUGCCACUCUCUUCUCUUUUCUCUUUGCUUUUUUUUAUAUGCAGAUGAAACUGAUGAAAUAUCUUCUAUGUCUGACAAUAGCAAACAUUAAACAUGUUGCUGAAUCGUCAUUGAAUGUUGACAUUAAAUAAAUAUGAUAAAGCCCAUCUGCCGUCACAGCAACCCGCUUGGAGGUGGUCGCACCUGGGCCCAACUCCUGAGAUGGUCCAUCUCAGUGCAGCUUGGCCCAACUAGUCAUGGAAAAGCAAAUCAACGUGAAAUGGUUUGACUCCGUGCAGCCAGAAGUGCCAGUGGAAGAGUUCUAUAGUGCUCUGUGCUAUUUCUGGGUAGAUACUAAAAUGUAGUCACCAAACAUCAACCCAGGCAUACUGUACAAGCAUCAGCACUCGGGUUGUUUGAAUCCUGCCACAACGUGACACUGAAGCAAAUUAAUAUGAGGCAAAUCAGAGCAAAAAUCUACCUUUUAAUUCAUUUUACUUGAAGACAUAAUCUUAUACGUAAUGAGACGUAACCCUAACCUUCUAUUUUAACCGAAACAUUCAUAGCUAGCUAGCUGCUAACACAAGUAUUGAUAUCUGUAUGCCAGUUUCAUUUGGUGGCAACCUUCUAGCGUUCUCUACAGUCACUUCCCGGAGUCUUGAGGUCACUAUGAGGUUGCCAGGCAACCAGCAAUGACCCCAGGAAGUUACUGUCUCAAUCCAAGUCUAUAAGACUGAAUUGCAAUGUUUAUUUACAAUAAUUUGCAGGUAGAAAACCUAGUGUUGAGCAAAUGCUAACUUUUAGUCACCUAAAAAAAACUUUAAGAUGGCACAUGUCUCCACAGUUAAAUAAAUUGACAGUUGUCUGCCCAGAAGUGAUUGUAGGUGUUAGCGAGACGUCUCGAUGAUUCGGUCUUGACAACAUGAACAUUCUGAGUGGGUCCCUUUUCCUGUUGAAGUGUUUCUUUUUGCAGUAGCUGACAAGGAAACUAUAAAGGAAGAAAAGGACAUGACGUUAUUGAAGCCGAUGGGGCAGGCACGACAAAUGACACUAUCACACAUCAUAUCUGUGUUGUUUCACCUUUAACUGAAAAACCUUCCAGCAGAUUGCAAAACACACAUUAUGUAAUGUUAAUGACGUUUUUUUAAUCUAAAUGUGUGUGUUUGUUUUCUUGUUACUGGUCUUCAGACAGGUCACAGAUCUGUCUCAAGAUGGCAAACAUGAUAUCAUGAUACAUAAACAAACAAGGCAGGUCCUACCUGUUAUAACUGACCUGACUGUAAUUAUAACCACCUCAGUUUAUUCUGGCUGGACUCAGUUAGGUUAGGUAGAUAUUGGCCUAACUAGAACUAGUCUAGACCUUAGUCUACAGCAGUUUGCUUCAGUAAUUUACAUUCGUACUAAUGUAAGUCAUCUAACAUUAAUUAGCUAGCACACAUAUAAGUCAUGACAAUGGUUAAGCUUCAGAGGCAACAUUUGCUACUCAGGGUAACUCAACAGAGAUAGUGCUGGCUAACGUUAGCUAAACAAAGUGCAAAUGCUAACUUAGCUCAUUGUAAACAACGUAACAAGUAGUAAGUGAUUAAGGUCCGAAUAUAUAAUAAUUUUGCGAGUAGCGCCACUUGCUGACAAUAAUAUUAAUUAAUAUCAUUUACAGUUUAAAGUUUGGUAGCCAUUGAUAUGUAUUAUACAUAUAUUCGCUAACAGGAGGUAGGUUAGCUACCUUGGACCCAACAGGGGCUGAGAUGCAGCUGACGGACAGAGCCAUAAUCUGUUUAAAGACCAAUUACAAGGAAAAUUAACACACACAUUUACAUAAAAGUAAACAUCACGUAACGUGAUUUUUUAAAUUUGAUAGAAUGAUUGAAUGAAACAACAAACAUAUGACAUGUUAUAGUGUGAUUUGCCAUGCAUGCCCUAUUGACUCCAAUAGAAGUGGCACCAAAUAAAAUGACCUUUUCUUCUUUUAUAGUUUGAUUGGUAGCUCACAGGAAGUAAACAGGGACCAAAGCUGUUGCCCUAGCAACAGAAUAGCAAUGAAACAGUCUAUAGUCCAGAACAUAUCAUUAAUUUCAGACAGAGACAGGCUAGCUGUUUCCUUGUUUCCAGUCUUUAUGUUGAACUCAGUAAGGGUAUUUAACAAACUACUGCUUUAAACAUUUUAGCUAUGUGUGUUUCCUUUGUAUUGUGAAACAGCAGCUUCACAGUACCCUAUCAGCAGUAUGAAAUUUCAUGAUAUUUGAGACUUCUGGGUCGUUCAGACAGACAUCCAGACACACAGACAUUCAGACAGACAUCUGAGCCAUCUCACCCAUUUAUCUCAGCCCAGCCCUGCAUCCUGUAUCAUCACAGGUCUGCUGAAUUGCACAAAUUGGUGACGCAGGACUUUGUGCCCUAUUUUCGCUUGCUUUCUUCCCAUAUUCGAUUUUGCAACUUCUUUGCAUGUGCUUGCCCGCUCAUCCCUAAAAAAAAAUGGGUUAUUUUAAGCACCGGUCUGGAUGUUUUAGCGGGGAGAUGGCAGGGUUUGUUUCUCUGGGAUAAAUACAAACAGACACAGCUGGGACAACCAGGGCAAGUCAUCUUUUGCCUCCUCAGGCAUCUGUAAGACAUAGUGUUGCUGAAAUGUGUUGUGUUGACAGAAGUAUCAUCUCUCCACUGAUGUGCACAGAUUCUUUGAUAUUAAGUUAUUUCAUUUCUAAACAAAAGUAUUUAUCUUUACCUUUUUUUGUGUGCAGUGGAAUAAAAGCCAAAUAACAUGUUCAUACAUUUUUUCAGGUUGUUGUCUGUGAGACAGUGGGACCUUUAGUUAAAGGGAUUUUUUUUUGCCAUGAAAGUCAGUUUGGAAAUACAGUUUCAAGAGAACACGUACAACUGACAGAAAGUUAAAAUGGAAAGCUUAUUCAGCUGUAAAAAAUGUGGCCUCCACUGGUCUGAAAGCAGACAUUUUUUACACCAUGCAUUUGGGUCAAAAGAACAACAGAAGCGUCUCUUUUUUUGUUGUUGUUUUUGUAGCUGUGUUCUUCGAAAAACCUUACAAGAGGCAUUCACUCACUUAGCCUGAGUGGGCGUGGCUUUGCGUGUGCGUGUGUGUAUGUGUGUGUGUGUAUGUGUGUGUGUGUGUGUGCGGAAGCAAAACAGAAGCUCUUUUAUGAUCUGGCUAAAUGGCAGGUUAAAGAUUCCUUUCACUAAUUUCCAACAUCAGCAAAGACUUCUUUCAGCCUGUUCUCUCUUCAGAGGGGAUAAAACACCCUGGAGAACAACUCCUAGACACUCAUGUGUAAUUUUGCCAGACUUACACACACACACACACACACACACACACACACACACAUAAAACAACAACAACACACACACAUAAACAGACGACAGAUGUUCCACGGCAGCAACAGCGCAGAUGCAGGCAGGGAAUUGCCCUUUGAGGUCUUCAUUGCUUCAGUAUAAAGCUGCUUAAGGCUUUUAGAGCUGUAACGGGCAACGAGCAGCGAUGGUGAUUUACACACUGUAUGUUUUCACAGGAAUCAGAGAGGGAGAGAGGAAAGAAAAGGUGGCUUGUGAACGAGGGGAGGCGUUAUUUCUCCCUGCGUGUUUCCUCAUUUGAAGUUGUGCAAGAACUUGGUUUUUUUCUCAAGCGCUGCCUCUUUCUGAACUUGCUUCUCUCUGUAGAUCAGCGUGACAGGGAGAAAAGCAGGGGAUUCAUGUGUGGGAAACUGCAGCAGGAAGGAAAGUGCAGCUGGGAAUUUCUGCCUGGAGCAAAGCAGACUGGAGGUCUGUGGCGAAAAAGACGAGAGAAAGGGAGGAGAAGGGGAAAGAGAAGGGAGGAGAGAGGUAGAAAAGAUGGCAGAGGAGCAAAGGGGAUGAUGAAAGAUUGAAGCAGGGAUGACAUGAAGCGUGAGAUGGGAGGAGGAGAGAAGACUUGAUGUGAUGAAGGAGGAGCGAAAGUGCACUUUACAUAAUGAAGAGACUGGAAGAUGACAGAGGGAAGGGAAUCUUGUCCUCACACCUUCGCCGGAUGUCAA